AUGCAUCCCCAAAUUAACCAAGACACUACAAACAAAGCUGUUUCUAUUAACCCACAUCCAGUAUCACAUUCAAUGCCAUCGUCGUCCACUACAGUAACCUUAAAGCAAUCGACAUUACAGGUAAAUACGUUCAGUAAAAAAAAUGUUGUAAAAAUUGACGAGAAGCUUACCUUGAUGAUAGCGACUGACUUCCAGCCUUUUUCCGUGGUGGAAGAUUCUGGUUUUAAGAAUUUUGUAGAAGCUCUUUGCCCAGACUACAAAAUUCCUGACAAGCGAAAGAUACGUUAUGAAAUAAUGGCCAGACUUUACAAAUCAGCAAGUGCCAAAUUAAAAGACAUUUUGAAUGAGAUAGACAAUUUAUCACUUACCAGUGACUUGUGGAUGAGCAGGAACAUGGAGGCGUUCCUCACAGUUACUGCUCAUUUUUUUUAUAACGGACUUUUGCGCAGCUGCGUUUUGACCACAACCGCUAUGCCAGAAUCGCACACCGCUGAAAAUCUUGCUGAAAAAAUUAAGGCAAUUUCUUCGGAAUGGGGCAUAGAAGAUAAAAUUAUUGCCAUGAUCUGGGAUGCAUGGGUCAAUAAAACAAAAAUUAAGGCCCGUAGAGUACGAAGUCACAUGGCUGCGACUGGUGGAGGACCAGCCAUUCCAGGCCUAACUGAGAUUGAGGAAAAGAUUCUGUAUGUGGUGGGAUCUGCCUCAAUCACUGGCUUUACAGAUGAAGAAGUUGGGAUUGAUCUACCAGCCGCAGCAGCAUUACAACCACAUGUAUUGACUCAACAGGCUCUGGCACAAUGUGUCGAUGCUCCUGGUCCAUCUGGGAUCAUCCCCCCAAUCAACCAACCCACAAGGAAUGCAGCUGUAGACCAAGAGUUACAAAUUAGAACACCUUGUGAGCCAAGGUCUAGAGCUCAUACUGGGGUCAGGUCUUCUAGAUCUCGCCCUAGACUCUCUAGACCUCGGCUCCCAGUUAAUGACAAUUUGGUUAGGAGCCUCAAUGAAAAUAAUGCUCUAUUGAGGGGCACAAUAAUUGAGGCUUCUAAUAAUUUAGCAGCUGCAUUAAUCUCCAUGGGGGAGCAAAAUCUCAGAGCAGCUGAAAUACUUGCUGCUGCAAUCCGGGAUGCAAUCCCUAAAUAA
Molecule: messenger RNA, 1137 nt
Organism: Chilo suppressalis (striped riceborer)
Lineage: Eukaryota; Metazoa; Arthropoda; Insecta; Lepidoptera; Crambidae
Source: the annotation of a GenBank genome assembly